Messenger RNA from Manihot esculenta (cassava), 731 nucleotides. RefSeq names its product major allergen Pru ar 1. The transcript has 2 exons. Lineage: Eukaryota; Viridiplantae; Streptophyta; Magnoliopsida; Malpighiales; Euphorbiaceae. Gene Ontology annotation, molecular function: signaling receptor activity; abscisic acid binding; protein phosphatase inhibitor activity. The record is from RefSeq and is a predicted model, not a curated record. Gene Ontology annotation, cellular component: nucleus; cytoplasm. Gene Ontology annotation, biological process: abscisic acid-activated signaling pathway; defense response. Bases 154 to 636 code for a protein of 160 amino acids.
UUCAGGACAAACACCAACUUCUUGCUAAUAGAAAACAAAUGUUCAGACAAAAUUAACUUCGUCCCACCUAUAUAACUACCACCCCUCGCCCUCUCCACCACCAGGUUCAAAUUCCUUCUGACUGCUUUUGUCUUCUUCAUUGUGUGAGAAAUCAUGGGGGUCUUCACUUACAGUGAUGAGUUCACUUCUCCAAUUUCCCCAGCAAGACUGUUCAAGGCUUUGAUACUCGACUCUAACAACCUAAUCCCAAAACUCAUGCCACAGGUUAUUAGAAGUAUUGAAUUUGUAGAAGGUGAUGGAGGGGUUGGCAGCAUCAGGCAGAUCAACUUCCAAGAAGGUUACCAAGUGAAGUAUGUUAAAAAUCGGAUAGAUAGUAUUGACCCAGAGAAAUUCUUGUACACGUACAGCUUGGUAGAUGGUGAUGGAUUGCUGGAUAAGCUUGAGAGUGUUUUGUAUGAGGUAGAGUUCUUGGCUGGUCCUGAUGGUGGCAGCAUAAAUAAAAUGAAGAGUACCUAUCAUACCAAGGGUGAGAUUGUGCUCAGCGAAGAGGAAAUUAAGGCUGGCAAAGAAAAGGCAGUGGGAAUGUACAAAGUUGUCGAAGGAUAUCUCCUGCAAAACCCUGAUGCCUAUGCUUAGUCGCCUUUAAUUGUCAUAACGCUUGUUGCUUGUUUGUCCUGGCUAUAUGCUUACCAUCGGCUUUGUUAAAUAAAGAUGGAUUUUCUUCUCUUUGU